AUGUCGAGUAGGUACUUCACGAGUAACACCUUUAACAACUGUCACAUCAAAAUGCUUCAACUCCCGCUCCCGUUUGUUCCCAUGAUAGAUAUCCAAAGAGUCAUAUAUGUUGUGGUCAAAGGAGUAGAAACCUGGAGAGUGACCCUUACUUUACUUUGGUCUACGAAUACGAUACGGAUAGAAUUGGGUUGCAAGAGUUAUUGUGUAGAUUAA
This is a messenger RNA of Sclerotinia sclerotiorum 1980 UF-70, 213 nucleotides long. RefSeq lists its product with no specific name. The record is from RefSeq and is a predicted model, not a curated record. Lineage: Eukaryota; Fungi; Ascomycota; Leotiomycetes; Helotiales; Sclerotiniaceae. The transcript has 2 exons. The coding region runs from base 1 to 213 and encodes 70 amino acids.